Molecule: messenger RNA, 1198 nt
Organism: Lathyrus oleraceus (garden pea)
Lineage: Eukaryota; Viridiplantae; Streptophyta; Magnoliopsida; Fabales; Fabaceae
Exons: 2
Coding region: 106-1140 (344 amino acids)
Source: RefSeq, a predicted model, not a curated record
UUGGAUCGUCUCCGAGCACAGGAUUUUAUUUGGAGGCCAUAUUUGGGAUUGGAACAUCAACCCAACCCCGAAGAUGCAGCUGUUUGGACAGCAAAAACGGCCAUAAUGCGGUUCACCACUGUGGAGAUGCACCAAAGUGACCGUGUCAAGCUUCAAUUCGGAAUGCAUCAAGACAUCCCAGGCCCCCCAAUGUCCAUGGAACCUUGGCAUCUAAAAAAAGUCAGCCACCAGUGGUAUGCCCAAAAUUGGAAGGAAUUUGCUAAGGAGUUUCGAAAAAUGUGGAAAGACCGUGCCCACUAUGUUCUACAAUUUCCGGUGGCGCCCAACGAAAUGAAGCCGACAAGGGAAUAUGUGGAAUGGUAUAGAGCAAAUACCAAUCCAGAAAUGAUUGUGUCUGACCCGUUCUAUUUGGACGAUCCCCGGAUGCAACAGCCAUAUUUCCAACAACAACAACCACCACAGUAUUCCCAACAACAACAACCACCACCUUAUUACCAACAACAACCACCACAACCAUUUUACCAACAACAACCACCACCACCUUAUUACCAACAACAACCACCACCACCAUAUUACCAACAACAACAACCACAACACAUGUCCACCCCCCAACCAAAUCAACAAUACAUACCACAAACUCAAUCCCAAUACCAUGAAGACUACCAACAACAAACUCAACAUUCCCACCACCAUCAACAGUCCCAACACCUACCACAAUAUCAAUCCCCCUACUUCCACCAAUCCCAACACUUCCAACACGACAAUUUCCCAAGCUCUUCCAGUCCUCCACCUAGCCCCGACACGGGUAUACAAGAGGACUACCAACAGGACUACUACACACCACAACAAACAUUGCACUUUGGCCAACCCGAUUCAACCCUAAACUACCAAAGACCACAAUUCGAGGGCGCACCCAGCAGUAGUCAGUUUGUCCCACCGAGACAAAGCUUCGAGGGCGCAGAGGGGACCCGUCUUUCCUACAGCACUGAAGGGACUUCGACCGAACCACAACGGCAAGCGGCAAGGGGGCGUGUUAGGGCAAGGGGUGGUAAUAGGGAAGCACCACCACCACGUGAACCGUCUAGGCGAGUAACUAGACCUCCCCCGUGCGGAUCGUACAAGGGACCGCAUCAUAUGUGAUUAAUCAUAUCUUUGUAAUAUUUGCCUUGUCUAUUAUUUAAAUAAAAAUAUUUUCUGU